AUGGGAUGUACUCUGAGCGCAGAGGAGAGAGCCGCCCUCGAGCGGAGCAAGGCGAUUGAGAAAAACCUCAAAGAGGAUGGCAUCAGCGCCGCCAAAGACGUGAAAUUACUCCUGCUGGGGGCUGGAGAAUCAGGAAAAAGCACCAUUGUGAAGCAGAUGAAGAUCAUCCAUGAAGAUGGUUUCUCUGGAGAAGACGUGAAACAAUACAAGCCUGUUGUCUACAGCAACACUAUCCAGUCCCUGGCAGCCAUUGUCCGGGCCAUGGACACUUUGGGCAUCGAGUAUGGUGACAAGGAGAGAAAGGCUGACGCCAAGAUGGUGUGUGACGUCGUGAGCCGGAUGGAAGACACUGAGCCCUUCUCUGCAGAACUGCUCUCUGCCAUGAUGCGACUCUGGGGUGACUCAGGGAUCCAAGAGUGCUUCAACCGGUCUCGGGAGUAUCAGCUCAACGAUUCUGCCAAAUACUACCUGGACAGCCUGGAUCGGAUCGGGGCCGCCGACUACCAGCCCACCGAGCAGGACAUCCUCCGAACCAGGGUCAAAACCACCGGCAUUGUAGAAACCCACUUCACAUUCAAGAACCUCCACUUCAGGCUGUUUGACGUCGGGGGCCAGCGAUCUGAACGCAAGAAGUGGAUCCACUGCUUCGAGGACGUCACGGCCAUUAUCUUCUGCGUCGCGCUCAGCGGCUAUGACCAGGUGCUCCACGAAGAUGAAACCACGAACCGCAUGCACGAAUCCCUGAAGCUUUUCGACAGCAUCUGCAACAACAAAUGGUUCACAGACACGUCCAUCAUCCUGUUUCUUAACAAGAAGGACAUAUUUGAAGAGAAGAUCAAGAAGUCCCCGCUAACCAUCUGCUUUCCUGAAUACACAGGCCCCAGCGCCUUCACGGAAGCCGUGGCCUACAUCCAGGCCCAGUACGAGAGCAAGAACAAGUCAGCCCACAAGGAGAUCUACACCCACGUCACCUGUGCCACGGACACCAACAACAUCCAGUUUGUGUUUGACGCCGUGACGGACGUCAUCAUCGCCAAAAACCUGCGGGGCUGUGGACUCUACUGAGCCCGCCACCCUGCCCGGCCGCCCACUUCCCUCCGCCCUGCCCGGCCCGCUGCCCCUUCCCUCCCUGGAACCAGGGCUCCACCACCUCUCAGACCACCCUUUGCACUUGAUGGAGAAGACCCCGGAGGCAGAUGGGGGAGGGGAGGAGGAGGAGGAAGCAUCCUCCACACCCCGCCCCCCCUCCUCUGGCGUCAGAACACGUGGUAAUGCGGUAGCCCGCGAGCCGUGCUGCGGGAGCCACCACGCAUUAAGAGUGCAGACUGGGCCUGUCACCACAGGCCGACUUCUGGCCUCUGCGUCAUCUCUAAGUGUUCUAUCUGGGCUGGGGCAUGAGGGGCCGAGACGGCCGCUGUUUGGCCCAGAGUAGGCACGCCCUGUGCUUAGCGACUCAAACUUGAGGUCUCCAAGUGGUCUGGGAUUGUGCAGUGGCAGCAAGGCCCUGCCUGACGCUGCCAGGUGGAGGGAAUGGGGAAGGCAGCGGCAGCCGUCCCUCAGCCUUGCCUGGGGUCUCUGGUCUAGGGCAGCUCCGUCGUCGCCAAUAUCCAUGGGGUGACCAGGCCAACUUGGUGCUGGUCCCAGGACCCAGGCCCGGGGGAGUGCCUCUCUGCUCUCUCCCCCUGGGUCUCAGGCUGAGCCUGACUGACUGCAAAGGUAGACUGGGGAAGGGGCCGGCAGUCUGGGGCUGGACAGAGUGGGAGGUGGUGGGCAAGGGGAGGCUAAGGGAAGCCUCCUGUGUGAGGAGGGUGUCCCACCCACUCUUUAGUUGUCCCCAGCUGGGGGGCUGCUCUGGGAGCUCCCAGGAGUGAGUGGACAGGGUGUUCCUUGCCUCGUUUCACAGCGAAUCCAACUAAACCAACAGGAAGGGCAGGGGGCCUUUGGACUGGGGUUCUAUAGUUGGAGAGGCCUGGGAAGGGCAUGCCAGGCCCCUGCUUCCCUCCGUCUUGGUGAGAAAAUCAGGAGGUAUUUCACAGCCCUGACGUCUUCCCAGCCCCUGGCACAAGGAACGCAGGUGGAGGUGAGCACCCUCACUCUAGGGGAGAACCCUAUGGUCCUUUAGAGUGGGUUAGCUAUGGAGAUGCCUGAGCAGAAAGGGUGGGAUGGCUUCUCAUGGCAACCCCGACCCGUUCUGGCUUGAGCAAUCCACACACCUCUCUCACUCCUGGGUGCCUCUCAUUGGCUGACCAUAGCCAACACCUCAGGCAGGCCCUAUGUGCUUAUAUGGUCCUAUGCCGAGAUACCCGACAUGCCAUGGAGGAGAGAGGACCACCCUUUGAGGGCCCCUCCUCAAACCCUCUGUUCUCUCGGCCACCACCCUGGGCGCUCAGUCCUGGGCCAGGCGGAAGCCCUGAGCUUCUACAUGCAGCCCCCUGGACGUCCCCAGAGCCAGGAAGAACUCCCUACCAACAACCUUGUUGAUUUCAGCAGUGCCUGCAAGAUUCAGAAGCCCUUUCCUCGUGCCAAAUGCCUGCCGGGCUGGGCCUCCGGGAGCCCCUCCCUGGUCAGGCCAUCUUGCUGCCGCCUCUGGUAGCCCCACCCUGUGAGCCUAAGUCCACUUCUAUUUGCUUUUUUUCCCCUCCCACCUCCAUCGUGUCCUGAACCUUGUACCAGGUGCUUGGACAUGGCAGAGGACAGGCCCUUGGAGCCAACAGUCUCCGUGCCCUGCUGUGGCAGUCAGGGCCAGUUAAAGCCAUUUGUCCAGCAUUGAAAGCAGAAGUUAUUUCCUGGCAUCCCCUCCCUAGGUGUGGCCAGCUGCCCCUAACUCUGUCUCAGACUAUGACCCCAGACCCCAAAGCAGCUGGCUGGAAGGGGCUGCUGGUCACCAGCCUUUCUAUGGGCAUCACCCAGAGGUGGAAGCCCCUGGCCUGUACUCUAGCCCAGGGCUCCCACCUGCCCCAGGUACCUCCCUCUAGCCGGAGUGGCCAGAGUGCUGGGCUGGAGUCAGGACUGGGAUCCGGCCCUUCCUGCCUGUAGAACUGGGGGUGGAGGAGCAGGCUGCCGAGGCCUGCCUGCCUCCCACUUGGCUGCCUUUCCUCGCGUCCCGCUCAGUUUUGUGUGUUACUCUCAGCUCUCCCACCCGGCGUGCUGGGGGGCCUCGGCUGUGCAGUGGGAGCCCUCACAGAGAGGGUGACAGGGAGAAAUGUCUGUGGUUCUCUUCUCCAUGCCUCCUACCCGUGUCAUUACCAGCGGCUCCACCGUGGGGAGGGACCACUGAGUGUGACCGAUGAGUUUUGGCUCCGCCGUGGAUAUGGGUAUGGGGGAGAUGUGAGUGACUGGAUCUGGCUGGUCUCUUGUCCACAGCGAUGCUCUGUGCGUUUCCAAAGGGGCCAUGUAAACUCUCGGAAUGCCUCUAAUUUAGCAGGCCCAGGGAACACUGGUUUCUAGGAAGGGUGCCUUUGCCAACCUUGUGAAAACUGUGCCUGCCACAAAGAUGCCUGUGGGCAAGCCCCGUGCCCUAUACCGAGACUACCCUAGAGGCAGGUCUUAGCCUUCCACCUGAGCCCCGCUAGAGGUCUCUGAGGCUCCUAGCCUCGCUGGAGGGGCUGGGGGUACUUGAGGCCCAAGGAUGGGCUCUGGCCUGAGGAGGGCGUGGGGUCUUCCCAGCCCUGCAGAGAGCACAACCUAGGCCCUCGCCGAGAGCUUUGGCAUUCUGGGUUCUGUGGUGCCUGCUGCGGAGACCACUGAGGUCCAGCACCCGGUCCCUUUCUCUCCACUCCGGCCCCAGCGUGGGGGCCUGUGGCUACAGACUCCUUCGUAGGUCUGGGAGGAACCCGGGCAGCAGAGCACACCCAUACCUGGUUCCAGAGGCAGCUCUGCCCCUGGCUAUACUCCACACCCCACAGAGGCACCCCUGCCCUCCACUGGGCACCACUGGGUACCCCCAGGGGCAUGCAUUGUCAAGUCCCCUCACCCUGAGCCUUAUCACACUGUCUGCAGACUCUCAACAGGGAAUGCUCAAGUCAUCUCACCCCAACUCUCCCCUUCUGCCAGGGGGGGCCUGCAGGGGAGUUUACUCCACACGCUCCCACCUGGCAGCUUCGCAGGCUGGGCCCCGGUGCCUGCUCCUGGAAGUUCUUAUUUCUACCCUGAUUCUUCCUGGCCCUCCCCGCCCCCUUUUUUGUUCCUUGGUCUAUACUCCUCAGUCCUCCUGGCAAGUCCACCACAAGGCCAGUGGUUAUUUAGUGAUCCCUCAGGCUCUGUCCCCCAGGCCAGGAUCCCCACCUCCCCAUGUUUUCACAUGCCGGGGGCAAGAAGUCACUUCUGGCUGCCUCUGCUCUCCUCUGAGCCUUCUAGAAGCCCAGCAGUUCUUGGGAACUGACACCUGAGGCUCCGGCUCCAUGGCCAUCUGAGGUGCUAGAGGCAAGUCCCUCCCGCACCCACCCUGAGUGACAGUUCCCCCAGCCGGGUCACAGCCUACAGAGUUAAGGGUCCCAGUAGCCGAGGCUACCAGGGACAGGUUGUGAGCUGCUGUCUGGGGUCUGUGCUCAGGCUCCCCCUUCCCCAUCCCCUCAGCAAAGAGUCCUGAACCCACUCUGCCCCAGGAGUGGAACUGGGCCUCUGGACAGAGUCCACUGUAGCCAGGUGAAGGCCCUGGCAAGGAAGGGGCAGGUUGGGCAAAAGCAGGAAGAGUGACCUCCAAUCUAAUCAGGACCCUUGUGGUCAGAGAGGGGCCCUCUGGGGAGGAAGGUUCUCAUCCCCAAGCUCACCCGCGUCAACUCCCAGCCCUCCCCAGCAGAGCCACAGUGCCCCCGACCCCCACCUCCACCGUCCACGUCCACCCUGCCAGCUCCGGGCAGCCAGGCUUUCGUUUCCUCCUCCUCUCUACCCGUCCUGGUUCCACCCUGUCCCUGGCUCAUUUUCCCCAUUCUGCCCGUCCUUGGCCUCCUAUGCCCCCCUCCCUGCAGCCUACCUGCUCCCCUCCCCCAUCCUAGGCUGGGGUGGCCUUGGGUACCCACUCCCUCCUGAGCAGAGCCUUCUCCCUUAGGUGCAGUGGUCCCACCUCCCAACCCCGCCGCUACCACCCACCUCAUAUUAACUGUAAUUUUGUAAGAAGAGUGACUUGUUGGUUUAAUAAAUCUCUAGCUAUUGUAAUAAUU
Molecule: messenger RNA, 5159 nt
Organism: Tupaia belangeri chinensis (Chinese tree shrew)
Lineage: Eukaryota; Metazoa; Chordata; Mammalia; Scandentia; Tupaiidae
Gene: GNAO1
Product: G protein subunit alpha o1
Exons: 8
Coding region: 1-1065 (354 amino acids)
Biological process (GO): adenylate cyclase-modulating G protein-coupled receptor signaling pathway; G protein-coupled dopamine receptor signaling pathway
Cellular component (GO): heterotrimeric G-protein complex; cytoplasm
Molecular function (GO): mu-type opioid receptor binding; G-protein beta/gamma-subunit complex binding; GTPase activity
Source: RefSeq, a predicted model, not a curated record